This is a messenger RNA of Lathyrus oleraceus (garden pea), 756 nucleotides long. RefSeq names its product SWI/SNF complex subunit SWI3B. The transcript has a single exon. Lineage: Eukaryota; Viridiplantae; Streptophyta; Magnoliopsida; Fabales; Fabaceae. Gene Ontology annotation, molecular function: protein binding. Bases 1 to 756 code for a protein of 251 amino acids. The record is from RefSeq and is a predicted model, not a curated record.
AUGAAAAGAAAACCCACACAGUUGCCUAGCGACAAACCUAAUCCUUACUCUCUCCUCAUUAACAUCGGCCACCCUUCAUCAUCCUCACUUCAUCAUCUUCCUCACGAAACCCUAUUCCGCCGUCAAACCUUCAUCCGCCUCCGCCAUUACGAAACCACCACCACUGCCGCCGACGCCCAAACUGGAAGCUCCCUUACCAGAGUCCAAACCCUCUAUCGACACCACCUUAAUUCAUAUCCCAUCUCACUCGAGAUGGUUCUCAUGGAAUUCCAUUCACGAUCCGAAAUCAGAAACAUUCCCGAUUCUUCCAAAAACCCUAGGGUUUACAAAUACUACAGAAACUCAAUCGUCAAGUUUUUCAGAUUCAAUCCCAAUAGAAAAAUAACCUUCACCGAUGUUCGCAAAACACGCGUCGGAGACGUCGGUUCAAUCAGGAGAGUCUUCGAUUUCCUAGAAGCUUGGGGUUUAAUCAAUUACCAUCCUUCUUCUUCGCUCGCAAAACCUUUCAAAUGGGAAGAUAAAGACACCAAAACCGAAUCAGCUUCAAAUUCCACUGAUUCUCCUCCAGCUCCUAUCAAAGAAACCGCUAAGAGAAUCUGUAGUAACUGCAAAAAUCUCUGCGCCAUUGCUUGCUUUGCGUGUGAUAAGAAUAAUAUGACUCUAUGUGCGAGGUGUUUUGUUCGCGGCAACUAUAAAGUUGGGACGAGUAAUACUGAUUUCAAGGAGUGGAGAGGGAUGAGCGAAUUUGAAGAGUGA